Geosmithia morbida is the source of this 3243-nucleotide messenger RNA. Its product is annotated as T-complex protein 11. The transcript has 4 exons. The coding region runs from base 1 to 3243 and encodes 1080 amino acids. The record is from RefSeq and is a predicted model, not a curated record. Lineage: Eukaryota; Fungi; Ascomycota; Sordariomycetes; Hypocreales; Bionectriaceae.
AUGCGUCGCCAUUCUCUCGACUUGGCUGAGCCGUGCAGCCCCGUCCCUAGCGACACGAGCAUGAUGGACGACAACGUCCAGCAGCAUGACAAGAUCGAACACGACGACAUCCACCGAGAGGAUGUCGACCUCACACUCCCCCCCAGCGACGACGACAUCGCCAUCUGGGAUCACGACAGCGCCGCCAUAAUGUACACGCCCCCGCCACGCAUAGCCGCUCGAUUCUACCGGCCCUCGCAGGCUCGACGCAAGGGGUCUGCUGCGUCGUCGCGCCGCAACUCCAUGUCCUCUGCACACUCUCGAUGCUCAUCGUCCCUCCAGCAGCAGCAGUCCGGUGCCGGCGGCGACCAGAGCAAACACGUCGCGCAGCACCUACGGCGAGCCUCCUUCCUCGAGGACCGCCGCGCCCGACUUGCCGACCGUGCCGCCCAUGCCGAAAAGGUCCGCCUCAGGGCCGCCGUGGCCAAGGCUGCCACGCGCGACGCCUCGGUCUCCCACGACCGCGCGGUCGCCGCCCAGCUGGCCAGGGAGCGUAACCUCGCCGAGAUCGUGGCCAGCUGCGCCGAGGAGGUCAAGAAGGCCAAGCUCGUGGCCGAGUCCGUCAGGGAGAAGCGCGAGCAGGGCAUCGCCAAGAUGAGGCUACAGAUGGAGGAGCGCAUGGCCGAGGCCGAGAGGCGUCGUCGAGACGAGCUGCGCAGGAGGAACAACAGCAGCAACCGGCCAAGAGGCCACAGCCACAGCACCAGCAACGGUCAGAACACCGCCACGUCCUCUCCCGGCCGCAAAUCCCCUUCCCCCUCUCCCGGAGCCGAGGCUUCCGCUCAGGUGCAGGACGAUGAGGACGAGGGGAAGGAGGAGGCGCGUCCCCCGAUGACUCCGGAGGCUGCCGCUUCGAGGAUCGCUGACUGGUGGCUCGCGUGUUCCCGGAAGAAGGCGAUGCGGGACUUCAACAACCUCGGCCUGUCGGUCGACGGUAUCCGUGACACGUCCUUCGACACGGUCACGGAGCUGCUCGCCCAGGAGAAGGUGCUGGUGGCCACGGCCCGUCUGCUCCGCACCUGCGGCCUGCAGGAGGGAGCACCGGGGUCCGUGGGCGAGAUGUCGGCCGUGCUGGCCAACAAGACGGACGAAGACAGCGGCGGCGGGGAAGUCCUGAGCAUGGCGCACCGCCUGCCCGCGGCGGACCUGGACAACCCGCAGCUGCAGGACCUGGUAGGCAAGGCCAAAGACCUCCUCAUCACGUUUGAGAACAUCCUCGCCCGCCUGACCUGGGCAAACCGGUACACGGUGCCGCCGGCCAUCUGCAAGACGCUGCCAGAGGCCUACGCCGUCUUCCACAACGCCUUCAUCGCCUGGAAGUCGCGCGACUCCAACGCGCUCAUCGAGGUGAUGCUCAUGCAGUUCGUCGAGCUCGACGCCAUCUUCCAGACGGUGCGAGACUCGACCGACGACGCCGCCUCGGCCCUGUACCGCCAGAGCAUCCAGGACAGCCAGCUCAUGCUGAUCGUGCGCAUCAAGAAGCUCGCCGGCCAGGACAAGGGCAAGAAGAUGAUCUUCGACGCCGUCAGCGAGGCGCGCAGGUCGCGCCGCACAAAGAAGCGCACCGGCGACACGAAGCCGCGUGUUGCCGAGACCACCCCCAGCGAAGCCUCUGCCGCGGCCAGCAAUCACGGCACCGGUGGUAGCGGCAGCAGCAACGGUCCCCUCCUCACACCUCCGGCCACGCCUGCUUCCGGAAGCCGACAGCCGCAGCCGCAGCCGCAGCAGCCUCAGCAGCAGCAGCGCAAGCCUGUCACCGUCAGGUCCGGCUUCAACGGUCUCCUCCCGGACAACCGCAUCGUGGUGCACGAGCUCGCUCUCAACAAGGAGUACCAGAUCCCGGCGGAGGAGUACCAGGAGCUUCAGGCGGCCAUGUCGCGGCCCUUGUUCGAGCGGAUGCGCGCCAACAUGGGCAGCAGCACGGACAAGACGCACAACGACUUCCGCCUCUUCAUGGCCAUGGCGGGCGACAUCAAGGACAAGCUGCAGCGGCUGCUGAAGCCGGGCAACUCGAUGUACAAGCUGAUAGACGAGAUGCUAGACCCCGAGAUGGCGGAGCGGCAGUUCCUCCUGGGCAGCUUCUCGUACGAGAAGUUCUUCACGGCCAUGGCGUCGAUGCUGCCCAAGCUGUGCGCGCCGUUCCGCGACGAAGAGGUGGCCGACCUGAUACGCAACCGUCUGCUGCCGGCUCUGAGCGGCUUCAUAGACGUCAUGCUGGGCGACUACGUCAACUACCUCCUCCGCGUGGCGGCUCCGGGCCUCAUCGAGUCGGCGCCGCAGUACGAGGCCAAGCGCUUCGCAGACGACUUCGAGAGCGGCAGGGUAGGACUGGCGGCCGCAGAGGCAGCCUGGAGGGCGGCGCGGUCCAAGGUCCUCGCCGAGGCGGCCAGGCGCGACCCGGAGGCCGUCAACCACCCCAAGUCGCGGCCUACGGCGUCCCGCAUCUACGCGCAGAUGCUGGUCGACGUCUUCACGACGCCGCUCAUCGGCGGAGACGGCGGCGGCGGCGGCGGCGGCGACGACGGUGCGCUCGCCGCCGUGCCCGAGAUGCUCAGGCUCGACGCGUCGAGGAUAACGCACGUGUCGACGUCGCUGCGCAGGAUCGUCACGGCCGGCGCCGUGCUGCUGCAGUGCAAGAACCUGCUCAAGAGGGACGUACGAUCGCCGUGGAAGAUGGAGGCGGCCCGCGUCAUGGCCGUGCUGGAGGAGGCCUCCCCUCGUCCGGGACGUUCCUCCUCAUCAUCCCCACCCCCCCCGUCGGGAUCUUCGUCCCCCUCCUCGGGCUGGACGCUGGAAGCGACCGUGGACGGGACAAUGUCCGCCUUGGAGGCGGGCCGAUCGAUGCCGGCCGCUACAAAGGGUCAUCUGCGUGCGCUGGUGACAAAGGUCCUGUCCGCGUCGAACGAGUGGUCUGCAUCCGCCUCCGCCUCCAGCUCGGCCGAGCCCCGCGAACCAGUCCUGAGACUGCUGCACGCCCGUCUGAGGGGCAACAUCCUCUCCCGCCUGGCACCGGCGUCGUCGUCGGCGAGCGAAAAGGUCAAGGCGGCCAACACGGCCGGCGAGAGGUUGGCGUCGCUAGGUCUGUCCGAGUUUGUCGAGCGGGUGAGGCAGAUGUCUGACCUGCUCGAUCGGGUGGGCACCGUCGAUAGGGCUGCUCACGGUCCCUGGUGGGAUGCUAUCGCUACAAAGGUUGAUCAGGAAUAG